AUGCACGCGCUCACCCUCCUCUGGCUGGGCAGCGUUGCGGAGAUUCUCCAGUUGUGCUGCCUCUGUUGCGGCGCUUUGGCGGCAGCGUUAACCGGUGACAGCGGUGGCCUCGGCGCCUUCAACCAGGAUUACAUCUUUGUUACUCCUGUUGAGGUGGACUCCAGCGGAUCCUAUCUCUCGCAUGACAUUUUGCACAGCGCGAGAAGAAAGAGAUCCACCCUGAACUCAAAGGCUUCCUUGCACUACAGGUUUUCAGCAUUUGGACAGGAACUGCAUUUGGAGCUCAAGCCCUCAGACUUUCUGAGCCAGCAUGUGACUGUCCAGGUGCUUGGGAAAGAUGGCAUUGAAGACUCUCAGGAUCAUGACAUUGAACAGUGUUUCUAUCAGGGAUUUAUAAGGAACUAUAGUUCUUCUUCUGUUGCCAUAUCCACGUGCACAGGUUUGUCAGGUUUGAUAAGGACACAGGAGAAUGACUUCCUUAUAUCACCAUUACCUCAACACCUAGCACAGGAACUUCACUACAUGCCACCUGCUGGACACCACCCUCAUGUAUUGUAUAAACGGACAGCUGAAGAGAAGGUUCACCGGUACAAAGUAGAUUCAAAUCCCUACCACUUUCCCCCUGGCCAUCACAGAAAUCACACUGCCCACAAGUAUCAUAUUCCAGCUAACGAUUAUCACCACGGAAGGUUUCAAAAGCAGCAUUUUUGUGGACGGCGCAAGAAAUAUACCCCUAAGCCACCCACUGAGGAUAUAUUCAUCUUAUCUGAUGAAUAUGGGAGUCAGGCAAGGUUGAAAAGAUCCCCCGUUAAAAAUCAGCAAGGUGGGAGUUUGAAUGUCGAAACUCUGGUUGUGGCAGAUAGGAAAAUGCUGGAGAAGCACAGCAAGGAGAAUGUGACCACCUAUAUCUUAACGGUGAUGAACAUGGUCUCAAGUCUUUUCAAGGAUGGUACAAUUGGAAGUGAUAUCAACAUCAUAGUUGUGAGCCUUCUUCUUUUGGAACAGGAACCUGGAGGAUUGAUGAUCAACCACCACGCAGACCAAUCACUGAACAGUUUUUGUCAAUGGCAAUCAGCUCUGGCUGGAAAGAAUGGGAAACGUCAUGACCAUGCCAUCUUGCUUACUGGAUUUGAUAUUUGCUCCUGGAAGAAUGAGCCUUGUGACACUUUAGGCUUCGCUCCAAUCAGUGGAAUGUGUAGCAAAUACCGGAGUUGCACUAUCAAUGAAGACACUGGCCUUGGGUUGGCAUUUACCAUUGCCCAUGAAUCUGGACACAAUUUUGGCAUGAUUCAUGAUGGAGAAGGAAACCCUUGCCGAAAAGCUGAAGGUAACAUCAUGUCUCCCACUCUCACAGGCAACAAUGGAGUGUUUUCAUGGUCAGUGUGUAGCCGGCAGUACCUUAACAAGUUUCUCAGCACUGCUCAGGCAGCUUGUCUGAUAGAUGAGCCAAAACAAGCUGGACAGUACAAGUAUCCUGAUAAACUCCCAGGACAGAUCUAUGACGCUGACACACAGUGCAAAUGGCAGUUUGGAGCAAAAGCAAAACUCUGCAACUUGAGUUUCGUGAAGGAUAUAUGCAAAUCACUCUGGUGCCAUAAAGUAGGUCAUCGAUGUGAAACAAAGUUUAUGCCUGCUGCAGAAGGGACACCCUGUGGAAUAAACAUGUGGUGCCGAAGGGGCCAGUGUGUACAAUUUGGAGACCAUGGUCCCAAACCUGUGAACGGCCAGUGGUCAGCAUGGUCCGAGUGGUCAGGCUGUUCUCGGACUUGUGGGGGAGGAGUCACACACCAAGAGAGGCACUGCAGUAAUCCCAAACCUCAGCAUGGUGGUAAGUUUUGCCAAGGCUCAAGUCGCGUUUCUCAGCUUUGCAACAUUCAGCCCUGUGCAUUGAAUAGUCCAGACUUCCGUGCCCAGCAGUGUGCUGAGUAUAAUAGCAAACCGUUCCGUGGAUGGUACUAUAAAUGGAAACCCUACACAAAAGUAGAAGAGGAAGAUCGCUGCAAACUCUAUUGUACGGCAGAAGAUUUCGACUUUUUCUUUGCCAUGUCGAAUCGAGUAAAAGAUGGAACCCCCUGUUCACUGUAUAGAGAAGAUGUGUGCAUUGAUGGGAUUUGUGAACAAGUAGGGUGUGAUCAUCGCCUUGGAUCCAAAGCUGCUUUGGAUGCUUGUGGAGUUUGCAAAGGAGAUAAUUCUUCAUGUACAUUCUACUCAGGCCGUUAUUUAACCCAGCAUAAAACUAACAAUUAUUAUCCCAUUGUUACAGUUCCAGCAGGGGCUCGCGGUAUUGAAAUCCAAGAAUUGCUAAUAUCUAGCAGCUACCUUGCAGUCCGUAAUUUGAAUAAGAAAUAUUACCUAACCAAGAACUGGACAGUUGACUGGCCUGGGAAAUUCUACUUUGCUGGAACAAUGUUUGAUUAUCAGCGGCCUUUUAGCCAUCCGGAGAAGCUGUCAGCGUCUGGCCCAACUAAUGAGACACUUGUCUUUGAGAUGCUGUUACAAGGGAAAAAUCCUGGCAUUUUGUGGCAGUAUACCUUAUCUAAGGUGAAUAAUGAGAACAAGAUAUUCACAAAAAGACAUAGCUACUCAUGGGUGAUGGUGCAGUCAGAUUGCUCAGCCACCUGUGGUGGGGGGCAUUUGAUAGCCAAAGCUGUGUGUUUACAGGAUCAUCAAACCCGUGUAAAUUCCUCAUUCUGUGGCCCAAGGACAAAAACUUUAACAGAGACAAUGAUGUGCAAUACAAAUCCUUGCCCAGCCUAUUGGUCAGCAGGUGAAUGGAGUGUUUGCAGCCAGUCCUGUGGUGGGGGACAGCAAAGCCGUCAUAUCCAGUGUGUCCAGAAAAAGGCUUUUUACAAGGAGGAAGUUGUGGCCCAUGCUCUCUGCCCAGUAACCACUCCAGCCCAAAUACAGAUGUGUAAUAACCAGGACUGCCCACCAGAAUGGAAUGUUGGGCCUUGGUCACAGUGUUCCAAAACGUGUGGACGAGGCAUAAUGAAACGUGAGGUUUUCUGCAAAAGCGUAGGACCAUCCAUCUUGAAAAUUGUGCCAGAGAAUUUGUGCAGCACUGAAAUUAAGCCAGAAAUGCAACAGACCUGUGUGUUGGGACGAUGCCCUAAAAACGAUCGUCUUCAGUGGGUAAUCUCUGCUUGGAGUGAGUGUUCUGCUACCUGUGGGCCAGGUGUCAGGAGGCGGGAAAUGCAGUGCAGUGAGAAAAGUAUUGGUGGCAAAUUGAUCACUUUCCCGUUGCGCCGCUGCCGAAAUCUUAAGAAGCCAAGCAUUGAUUUGGAAGAAGUAUGUCACCAAGGACCAUGUCCUAUGCACCCUCUGUACAGUAGGGUAUCAGGGUGGUAUUCUUCACCUUGGCAGCAGUGCACAGUGACAUGUGGUGGAGGAGUACAAACACGGAGUGUGCAGUGUCUUCUUCAAGGCCACCCAGCAACUGGGUGUCUACUUCAUCAGAAGCCUGCAAUGUCAAGAGCCUGCAAUACUAAUUUCUGUCUUGCCCCUGAGAAGAAAGAUGACCCUUCUUGUGUGGACUUCUUCGCUUGGUGCCACCUGGUUCCCCAACAUGGUGUCUGCAAUCAUAAAUUUUAUGGCAAACAGUGCUGUAAAUCAUGCACAUGGAAGAACUGAUUCAAAAGUUUCAGUCUGCUACUUCGACAGUUUGAUUUUUCUUUGUCAAACUUUCUUGUAAGUUUUCCAGAACCAAAUGUUACCUAAACUGGAAAAUGGUGACUUUCUAACAUGGAGCAGUAGUCACAGUGGUAAACUUUAUGAUGAAUCUGCAAGGACUGGAUUUUGAGCAGUAAGGUGGAAUGGGACUGAGAAAUUUUCCCUCUUAAUGGCCCACUGGAUUGGCACAUUUGGCAUGGUGGUCUAACUUUUUCACAGUGCCAAUACAGAGAGCCUAAAAUAGGACAGUAGCACAGUAGUAUGGAGAGAUGUUGGCUAAUAUGCUGUUUGUUCGCAGAGCCCUUCAUAAGAAGCAGAAUGUCCUUUAGGCUUAUUACAGCGGUGGCUGAUGAGACAGUGAAUUGCUACACACAAUAGAGGUGUGAUAUCUAGACAAACACGUAUGCUGCACAAUCAAGACUAAAGGUGCUUUUCUGUUUCAGAUGCUGCUGGGAAAGUAAGGGUUAUAUCAAGAUAGAACUCCUUGCUUUAUUGUGUUCCUCUUUCCACUUAUAGUAAUAAAUCAGUCAUGGUUUACUAGCCAUUUGAGUGGGCUGGCAUGCCUUGGGAUACUCAACCAACAGAACCCCAUUGGAAUUUUUAAAACAGCAUUUCUGUGUACUGUGAGCAAAGUAGAAUGUCAUACCUCAUGAACCUCUUGCAUAUGGGGCUAUGCCUCAUUAUCAUUCAUGCUGAAACAAAUGAUGACAGGCAUUCCAAAAUCCCACCAUCUUCUUGUUUACAUUAAACACUGAAUUUGAUUUUGCUGACACUUUCAGAACUUGGCUGUCACUUGUGAAAAACAGACUUUUUCUAUCAAAACAUUAAAGCAAAUGAGAAGGAAGAUUCAACGAUUGCCAAAAUAGUAGGAAUUGCACGAAACUCAUUAAUCCGUUUUGGGCAGUGGCAAAGACUGAUCUUGCUGAAUUAAAACAUAACUGCAAAAUACUAUGAAUGUGACUUGAAAGUUUAUGCAGACAAAAUCACUGUUUUUCCUUUUUCCAUUCCAUCUGCAAACCACUUGAAAGGCAUUUCGUUCUUUAUGGAUUCAUUUGCAUGAGCAGGGC
Molecule: messenger RNA, 4736 nt
Organism: Candoia aspera
Lineage: Eukaryota; Metazoa; Chordata; Lepidosauria; Squamata; Candoiidae
Gene: ADAMTS18
Product: ADAM metallopeptidase with thrombospondin type 1 motif 18
Exons: 23
Coding region: 1-3630 (1209 amino acids)
Biological process (GO): proteolysis; extracellular matrix organization
Cellular component (GO): extracellular matrix
Molecular function (GO): metalloendopeptidase activity
Source: RefSeq, a predicted model, not a curated record